Messenger RNA from Lepisosteus oculatus (spotted gar), 3245 nucleotides. Lineage: Eukaryota; Metazoa; Chordata; Actinopteri; Semionotiformes; Lepisosteidae. The record is from RefSeq and is a predicted model, not a curated record.
GAGCAGCCACGUUUCGCCACGUCUCCGCGCCUGCGCAGCGCGGUGUUCCAGUGCUGUUCCGGGGUAGCUGUGUGUGUCAGUGUCCCACAACAAGAUCGGUCUGGGGGGGAAAGGGAUCGAGGAUCGGAGUAACGCUUGGGAUCGCAGUAAAACCAGCCGCGGCCCCGGUCAUUUUCAUAACACUAAAGCGCUUCGGCUUGGUGGGGGGAGACAUGAAUUUCCUGCGGGGAGUGAUGGGAGGGCAGCCGGCCGGGCCGCAGCCUUCGGGUGCAGAGACGAUUCAAAAACUGUGUGACAGAGUAGCUUCAUCCACUUUGCUGGAGGACCGCAGGGAUGCAGUCCGGGCUCUGAAGUCUCUUUCAAAGAAAUAUCGUCUUGAAGUUGGUACGCAGGCGAUGGGUCACCUGGUUAACAUAUUACAAGCAGACAGAUCAGACUCAGAAAUCAUUGGAUAUGCGUUGGAAACUCUGUACAAUAUGAUCUCUAAUGAUGAAGAGGAGGAACCAGAGGAAUCAGAAGAUGGAGAUUCCUCAGGUCUGGGAAAGCGAAACAGUAAAUCCGUUAUGUUGGAGGAGAAUUCGCAGAAGCAAGCUGAUGAUCUGGGGGUGCAGUUCACCGAGAUAUUCAUUAAGGAACAGGAGAACGUCACUCUGCUCUUGUCACUUCUGGAGGAGUUUGAUUUCCAUGUGCGCUGGCCAGGAGUGAAGCUUCUUACGGCCCUGCUGAAGAACCAGUGUGCUCAGGUUCAAGGGGUUAUCCUUGUCAGUCCAAUGGGUGUUUCAAGACUGAUGGAUUUAUUAGCCGACUCAAGAGAAGUUAUACGAAAUGACGGUCUGUUGUUGUUGCAACAGCUGACCAAAGGAAAUGCGGCCAUUCAAAAAAUAGUUGCUUUCGAAAAUGCCUUUGAGCGACUGCUUGACAUCAUUACUGAAGAGGGUAACAGUGAUGGAGGCAUCGUGGUAGAGGACUGCCUUCUGUUGCUACUGAAUCUUCUGAGGAACAACAGCUCCAAUCAGAACUUCUUCAAAGAGGGCUCCUACAUCCAGCGAAUGAAGCCCUGGUUCGAGGUGGGGGACGACAACUCGGGGUGGUCAGCGCAGAAGGUGACCAAUCUCCAUCUCAUGCUGCAGCUUGUCCGAGUGAUGGUUUGUCCAGUCAAUUCUCCGGGGGCUACAAGCAGCUGUCAGAAGGCGAUGUACCAGUGUGGUCUCCUGCAGCAGCUCUGUACCAUCCUGAUGGCCACUGGCGUCCCUGCUGACAUUCUGACUGAAACCAUUAACACUGUAUCUGAGGUCAUCCGAGGCUCUCAGGUGAACCAGGACUACUUUGCCUCAGUAAACGCCCCCUCCAACCCCCCCAGACCGGCCAUUGUCGUACUCCUGAUGUCCAUGGUGAAUGAACGACAGCCGUUUGUUCUCCGGUGUGCGGUCCUCUACUGUUUCCAGUGCUUUCUCUACAAAAACCAAAAAGGCCAAGGAGAGAUUGUUGCCACACUGUUGCCCUCAACUAUUGAUGCCAACUCGAUCUCGGCCGGCCAGCUGCUGUGCGGGGGGCUCUUCUCGGCGGACUCCCUGUCGAACUGGUGCGCGGCGGUGGCGCUGGCCCAUGCGCUGCAGGACAACCUGACGCAGAAGGAGCAGCUGCUGAGAGUCCAGCUGGCCACCAGCCUGGGCAACCCUCCCGUCUCGCUGCUGCAGCAGUGCACCAAUAUCCUCUCCCAGGGCGAUAAGAUCAGCCGGAGGGGCAGCAAGGUCCAGACGAGAGUUGGUCUGCUCAUGCUUCUUUGCACCUGGAUCAGUAACUGCCCCAUCGCGGUCACUCACUUCCUGCACAAUCAAGCCAACAUUCCAUUUCUCACGGCGCAGAUCUCCGAGAAUCUCGGAGAGGAUGAGCGGCUUGUGCAAGGCCUGUGUGCGCUUCUUGUGGGAAUCUGCAUCUACUACAAUGACAACUCCUUGGAAAACUACACCAAAGAAAAACUGAAGCAGCUUGUUGAGAAAAGGAUUGGGAAGGAGAACUUUGUGGAGAAGUUGGGCUUCAUCACGAAGCAUGAGCUGUACUCCCGAGCUGCUCAGAAGCCCCAGCCUACGUUCUCCAGCCCGGAGCAGAUGCUUUUCGACCACGAGUUCACGAAACUUGUGAAAGAACUAGAGGGUGUUAUCACAAAGGCAGUGCACAAGUCCAGUGAGGAAGAGAAGAAAGAGGAGGAGGUAAAGAAGACUUUGGAGCAGCAUGACAGUAUUGUGACGCAGUACAAGGAACUGAUAAGAGAACAGGAUACACAGCUAAAUGAACUGAAAGAGCAGGUGUCAUCUUUGAAAACUGAGAAUGAACAGAUGCAAGCAACAAUAACACAUCAGCUGUCGCAGAUACAACAGCACAAAGAUCAGUACAACGUCCUGAAGCUAAAACUAGGGAAGGACAGCGCUCAGCAGCUCAGCGCCCAGGCCGAAGGAGCCCAGGUGAACGGGCUGCAGUCUGAAGAGCUCACUGGGCUCCGAGAGGAGGUGGAGGAGCUCAGGAAACAGCAUGCAGAGCUGCAGGUUCAGCUGAGAGAGAAGGACGCCCUCAUCGACAAACUGAGAUCAGGACCAGCACCACCUGUGGAAGGAAUAGCUACAAGUUCUGAAAACAAUGCAGAGCUUCUGAAGGAGCUGGAAACAUUGCGAAGCAAAGUCCAAUCGCAGACGGCAGAGAUCGGUCAGCUCCAGGCCGAGAGACGAGACUUGUUGAAGAAGGUGGAAACCUGUUCAGCCAUGGUCUCAGUUCCGACAGCAGCCGGCAGCACAGACGGAGCAGGAGAUUCGGGCAAAAUUGCAGAACUCGAGAGCCGGCUUGUGGCUCUGAUGGGAGAGACAGAAAAAUUAAAGGAGGAGGCGAAGAGCUCUUUGGAGUCGAGGGCCGGCUUGGAGCGGCAGCUGGCAGAAGCGAACAGCACCGUGGCCAUCCUGCAGACGGAGAAGGCCAAGCUGCAGCAGGAGGUGGCGGAUUCUAAGAAGGAGCAGGACGAUCUCCUCAUGCUGCUCGCUGACCAAGACCAAAAAAUUCAGACUUUAAAAAGCAAGCUAAAGGACUUGGGAGAACCGGUACGAGGCUUUUACUCUGGAUUUGCUCUGUGUGAAAACGGCAUGCUCAUUCAUGGAAGCAUAGGGCUGGCCUUUUGGCAUAGUGGAAUUGACAACUGUUUGGCAGAGGCGUUAUAUGGAUUCGAGCUGAGAGGUGCCACAGAGACAGCGAUCGAAUAG